GUUAAAAGUAAACAACAUAACGAUGACAUAACCUGUAAAAACUAUUAAAAAUUUUAAAGUGUUUCAAGUGUUUAAAGCAUAUGUUUAAAGUUAAUAAAUAAAUGAAUAAUGAAAUAAAAUAUGACGAAUUUUAUCCUGUAGUGGGUAAUAAAUCAAAGAAGAUGGAAAAUAAUUUUGUAAAUUUAAGACGAUCUGCUUUUUCAAGAUAUAAAAACAUUCAAACCAAGAAAGGAAAAACAGGAUUGCCGAAGGAAAUCCUAUAAGAAUUAAGCGAUUACAUUUUAAAUCUAUACUAAAAGACUAUAUGUGACUGAAGAAAAUUAGUUUCUAAAUCUGUAUAUAAAAAGAUUAUAAAAGAAAAUGGGUUGAAGUGAAAAAUUGACUCGAUUAAUCCGCUAAUAUCCCUAAUUUGCAAUUGCAAUGGGUUCGAUAAAUAUACUACGAGUGCGGGUGUAUGACGAUAGCAGUAUAGUCUCUUAAUCUAAGUUAUACUUUAUGGGCACCCCUUUCCAUUGCGCGUUUCGGACUGUGUGCCCCUUAAUGGAAGGUCCGAUGCGGUAUUUAGAGAUCCUGCAGAUUACGAGGAAGGCAAAAAGGAAAAAGUACCCAGCACGUAUUUGAUUUUGUCUAUGAGAGGCGCAAAAACAAGAUGGGAUUUGUGCCAAGGAAUGAAAAGAAAAACGCUCUCGCGAAAAGCCUCAGACUGUCGGUAAUGACCGCAAGAGCGAACAAGGUUUUAAGCUUCGAAAAGCGGAAAGUUAAAGACGCGGAAGUUACUUUACGUGAGGUCUGUCUGAAGAAGAAAAAUCGAAAACUUCUCCUUCUAUUUGAAAACGGAAUUUUAACCGAUUGCAACGAUGAGAAUAAAUCUCCCGAACAGUGUACUGAAGAAAUUUCGUCUCUUGAAAAUGUGGAUUCAUUUCACAAACAGGAAAAUAAUAGUUCGAUAGUUAAACAAUUUACUUGGCUUUUGGACAUCGAGAAUCUGUAUCAGCAUUGUAAUGGUGUGAAAUCUAGGAAUAAGAAUCAAAUUAUUUACCAGCAUCGACAAUGGAAUCAACUGUCACUUGUGGAAAAGUCCAGGGAAUUCGAAGGAAAUCACAUUCGAUCGAGAAGGGAUCUUUUCUUAAUUCCUGGUACCAAAUGGUGUGGCAAAGGUUACUCGGCAACAAAAUACACAAGUUUGGGCGGUUUUGGAACAGCUGAUUCUUGUUGUCGAAAACAUGAUUUGUCUUGUCCUUUCUGGAUUCCCGCUUUUGAAUCACGUUAUGGCCUCUACAAUUGGGGCGUUUCAACAAUGAUGCAUUGCGCUUGUGAUGAACGGUUUCGAACGUGCCUGAAAAUGGCCCAGUCCUCAUCGGCAAAUGUGGUGGGAAAAAUUUUCUUCAAUGUUAUCCGACUGAAGUGUUUUAUUUUGAAAAAAAGAAAGAAGAAAUUUUGCAAGAAAUGGGCAGCAAAGGGCAAAUGUCUCGAGUAUGACAAAUAUAAAGCAGUUUUAAAAAAGAAUCUCUACUAUUAGUAAAUAAUAAUUUAUUAUUAGAUUUUUAUAGGAAAAAAAGAAAGAAAAAUCUUCCAAAAAUAUAUGUCAAUAGUAGUUCUCAGGGAUGUAAUUUGUUUCCAAGUGAAGAAACAGAUUUUUUUGAACUCCAUAAAUAGAUAGAAAUUCGAACAUUUGAAUUGAAUUGCAAUCAAUAGUAUUUAGAUCGAAUUUUCUAUUUUAAAAAUAUCGCGAAUAUCUUAUUCAAAAAAUGCGAUUCAUUCGUUUAAAAAGUCCAAGUACAGAACUCAUUUAUAAAUGUGUAUAAUUUAGUAUAAAAGAAAAUUUUACUACUAUUAGUAUUAUAGAAUU
Leptopilina heterotoma is the source of this 1849-nucleotide messenger RNA. RefSeq names its product group 3 secretory phospholipase A2-like. The transcript is spliced from 5 exons. Lineage: Eukaryota; Metazoa; Arthropoda; Insecta; Hymenoptera; Figitidae. Gene Ontology annotation, biological process: phospholipid metabolic process; arachidonate secretion. Gene Ontology annotation, molecular function: A2-type glycerophospholipase activity. The record is from RefSeq and is a predicted model, not a curated record. The coding region runs from base 650 to 1519 and encodes 289 amino acids.